Calypte anna (Anna's hummingbird) is the source of this 1306-nucleotide messenger RNA. RefSeq names its product myoglobin (gene MB). The record is from RefSeq and is a predicted model, not a curated record. Gene Ontology annotation, cellular component: extracellular exosome. The transcript has 3 exons. Bases 125 to 589 code for a protein of 154 amino acids. Gene Ontology annotation, molecular function: oxygen binding; heme binding. Gene Ontology annotation, biological process: oxygen transport. Lineage: Eukaryota; Metazoa; Chordata; Aves; Apodiformes; Trochilidae.
CUGACGAUUAACAGGUGUAGGUUUGUGAGCUCGGGCUAUAAAUCCCACAGGAGAGCUCUCCAGCCACCCUUUGGGGAAAGGCAAACGGCUGCAGGGAGAUCUUGGUACCUGCCUUCAGUGAACCAUGGGACUCAGUGAUCAGGAAUGGCAGCAGGUCCUGACUGUCUGGGGAAAGGUGGAAGGUGACAUUGCUGGCCAUGGGCAUGAAGUUUUAAUGAGACUCUUUCAGGACCACCCUGAGACCUUGGAUCGCUUUGAAAAGUUCAAAAACCUGAAGACCCCAGAUGAGAUGAAAGGCUCUGAAGAUCUGAAGAAACAUGGAGUUACUGUCCUUACUCAGCUGGGAAAAAUCCUGAAGCAGAAGGGUAAUCAUGAGGCAGAAUUGAAGCCCCUGGCUCAAACCCAUGCGACCAAGCACAAGAUCCCUGUCAAAUAUCUGGAGUUCAUUUCUGAAGUCAUUAUCAAGGUCAUUGCUGAAAAGCAUGCUGCAGACUUUGGGGCUGAUGCCCAGGCUGCAAUGAAGAAGGCCCUGGAGCUGUUCCGAAAUGAUAUGGCCAGCAAGUACAAGGAGUUUGGCUUCCAGGGUUAGCACUUGUGCACAGAGGAACAGCAAGAUGGAGGCCUGGCCAUGCUAUCUUAGAAUAGCUUCCCCAGCACUGUUCUGGACAUCUCCCAGCUGACUAUCCAAGAUAUGUGGGAAAGCUUUGAUGAGAAGCCAAGAGUCACUCCAGGCAGCAAUAAAGGCCCUCAGAUUGAUAUCCAUGAUAAAGCGUUGUUUCCUGGCUUCAUGUAUGCAAGAAAAAUAAUCUGCUUUCUUAGGGAAAAUAAUGUCAAGGCUUACCUGUAAGCUUCUGCCUAUCCUAUCCUCUUUUGCUUUCUCCCUACCUAAAAUCCAUUCUGACCUAAGAGGUGAAUGGCACAGCCAGAGAUGAAGGGAUAUGGAGGAACAAGGAGAGGAGUGUGGUGAAUGUUGUGAAAGGAUGACUCGGAUGGUAUGAAAAGGAUGUCAGGAUGGGAAGCAGGGGCACAGUAUCCUAUUCCUCCCACAGGUGAGACUUAGCAGGUUAUUGUGGAGAGCUUCCAGCACAGAUUUACCUUGCUUUGUGGGAAUGAACGCAACCAGUCAGUCUCCAGGGUCUGCCAGCUCAGAAACAUGCAUUAGUUGCUAAACACACAUCAGCAAAAUGAUAGAGCAGUCCAUCCUGCCAUCUGUAGUUGUCUGGUAAUCUAUGCUAUGCAUCUAAAGUUCUGUUUCACUGGGAGAUAAGGUGUGUGUUUCUCAGAGAAUAAAAAUUCCUUCACCAGU